This is a messenger RNA of Alosa sapidissima (American shad), 6598 nucleotides long. RefSeq lists its product as uncharacterized. Lineage: Eukaryota; Metazoa; Chordata; Actinopteri; Clupeiformes; Clupeidae. Gene Ontology annotation, molecular function: G protein-coupled receptor activity. Gene Ontology annotation, biological process: cell surface receptor signaling pathway; G protein-coupled receptor signaling pathway. The coding region runs from base 133 to 6192 and encodes 2019 amino acids. The record is from RefSeq and is a predicted model, not a curated record. Gene Ontology annotation, cellular component: membrane. The transcript has 41 exons.
UGUCAUGAGCUAAGCAGUCGUACCAAGACCAGUUAGUGAGAGUACAAGUUACACAGUGAACAGGCUGUCUUGACCACUGGAAAUCCAAGACAAAGGUGUCACGCUGCGUCUUAGUCCGAGGAAAGAUUCAGCAUGGAUGAUAUCUACCUUCCAGUGAACCUAAGAUGUACUCUGCCCUUCGCUGUGUUAUUAGCAGUGUCUCCAGCCUUGGCAAACAUUCGGCUCAUAAAUGGGACGCAUCGUUGUGCUGGAAUAGUUGAGGUUCUUCAUGACGGUCAGUGGGGUACCAUAUGUGGUAGCAAAGCCUGGAAGACCGACAGUGCUGAGGUGGUUUGCAAAGAGCUUGGAUGUGGGAGACUCCGUUGGACCGAAAAACAUGAUCGAAAAUCCUCUCAGCCGAUCUGGCUUGACAAUGUUGACUGUGAUGGAAAGGAGUCCUCAGUGAAGAACUGCGGCCACGGACCUUGGGGUAACCACCGUGGAUCUAUCUGUGAACACUCCAACGCGGGCGUUGUCUGCUCAAACACCUCUAAUUCAGUUGAUGUGAGGCUGAUAAAGAGGUCUGACCGCUGUGCUGGCCAAGUGGAGGUUUAUCGUGAUGGACAGUGGGGCCCUGUGUGUUAUCAUCACUUGAAUAUGACUGAUGCUGAAGCGGUUUGCCAGAAGCUGGGCUGUGGCUAUGCCCUUGAGGUGGUCAACUCAGUACUGAGAGGGAGGAUUUAUGAUUGUGGACUUGGUGAAGGUGCUGCUGAGGUUGUCUGUUCAGCCGUCAGGCUGGUGAAUGGGCCUAAUCGAUGCGCUGGCAGAGUGGAGGUUUUCCACAACGGAGAAUGGGGAACCGUGUGUCAUGACUUCUGGGACAUGACAGACGCUAAAGUGGUCUGUAAAGAGCUGGGCUGUGGGGAGGCCAUUGAAGCACCAAAGGAUGCUCAUUUUGGAGAGGGAUCAGGGCAGAUCUGGCUGGAUGACAUGUUAUGCACUGGAAAUGAGUCGACUCUGAUGAGCUGUGGUCAUCAACGUCUGGGAACCCAUAACUGUGGACAUCACCGAGACGCUGGGGCUGUCUGUUCGGAGUUAAUUACUACCAUGGUAGAAUGCAAGGAUGUGAAGUGUAAGCUCCGUUUUCUGGGUGAACUGAAAAAGAACACAUUAGUGCUACCUGAGCGGGUAUUGACCAAAGCACUGGAUUAUUUACUGGACAUUAACCAACCGAAUCUGACAUCAUUCGGAGGCGCCGUGGUUCAAUCUGCUGAGUGGCUGGCAUCCAGGCUGAUGCAACCGGGUCUCACCAACAAAACAAUUACAACAAAUACCACAGAGUUACAGAUUGUGAGUGUUGGAACAAAUGCCUCUCUAACUGCACACACUCAGCUGAUGUCUUCUGACGUCCUUCUGGACAUUGACCUCCUGGGAAUCGCCCAGAAUAACAAUGGUUCAGCAUCUGUGGUAUUGAUGUCCUACAAGAAUAUGCAGGAUGUCCUUCAUGCCAGUCUCUUCAAAACAGAAAAUGACACAACUAAGACCAUGUUGUCAAAAGUGGUGUCGGUCAUUUUACCGAACACCCAGAACAAGACACUGUCUAGUCCAGUCAACAUCACUUUCCAACACGUCAAAGCGAGGCCCUCAGAUCUAAUUGGGGAGGUCUCUUGUGUGUACUGGAACAUCAGUUCUUGGAUAGAGGAUGGAUGUCACGUCAGCCAAACCAACACCAGACACACUGUGUGCACCUGUGUCCACCUGUCUACCUUUGCUCUCAUCAUGCAGACAGAGAUUUCCAAGAUUCCUGGGCCGCCAGUCACCGUCUCGGUGUGUCCGCAGGUGCUGUGUAAGGUCCUCUCAGGUGUGCUGCACUUCCUCUACCUGUGUUGCUUUGUGUGGAUGUCCAUCGAGGCUCUGCUGCUCUUCUCCUCCAUCAGGAAGCUCAGACAGGUCAAACCCAACGACCGCGCAGGGCCACACUGGGGUUACAAGCUCCUGAUUGGCUACGGAGUUCCACUGGUCAUUGUGGCCGUGUCUGCUGGGGGGGCGCUUCUGAGGACGAGGGGGCCUGGCGACGUGGUCGACCUCGGCGGCGAGGAGCAGGUCGACUGGGAUGGGCAUGAUGGAACUCCACAAGCAAGGCAGGAUCGAGGACGUCAUCUCGACGAACCCAGGAGCGAUCCUCGGGGCCGUAUCCCUCCCAGUCGAUCAGCCGUCAGGCUGGUGAAUGGGCCUAAUCGAUGCGCUGGCAGAGUGGAGGUUUUCCACAACAGAGAGUGGGGAACCGUGUGUCAUAACGAAUGGGACAUGACGGAUGCUAAAGUGGUCUGUAAAGAGCUGGGCUGUGGGGAGGCCAUUGAAGCACCAAAGGAUGCUCAUUUUGGAGAGGGAUCAGGGCAGAUCUGGCUGGAUGACAUGUUAUGCACUGGAAAUGAGUCGACUCUGAUGAGCUGUGGUCAUCCACGUCUGGGAACCCAUAACUGUGGACAUCACCAAGACGCUGGGGCUGUCUGUUCGGAGUUAAUUACUACCAUGGUAGAAUGCAAGGAUGUGAAGUGUAAGCUCCAUUUUCUGGGUGAACUGAAAAAGUACACAUCAGUGCUACCUGAGAGGGUAUUGACCAAAGCACUGGAUUAUUUACUGGACAUUAACCAACCGAAUCUGACAUCAUUCGGAGGAGCUGUGGUUCAAUCUGCUGAGUGGCUGGCAUCUAGACUGAUGCAACCGGGUCUCACCAACAAAACAAUUACAACAAAUACCACAGAGUUACAGAUUGUGAGUGUUGGAACAAAUGCCUCUCUAACUGCACACACUCAGCUGAUGUCUUCUGACGUCCUUCUGGACAUUGCCCUCUUGGGAAUCGCCCAGAAUAACAAUGGUUCAGCAUCUGUGGUAUUGAUGUCCUACAAGAAUAUGCAGGAUGUCCUUCAUGCCAGCCUCUUCAAAACAGAAAAUGACACAACUAAGACCAUGUUGUCAAAAGUGGUGUCGGUCAUUUUACCGAAAACCCAGAACAAGACACUGUUUAGUCCAGUCAAUAUCACCUUCCAACACGUCAAAGCGAGGCCCUCAGAUCUAAUUGGGGAGGUCUCUUGUGUGUACUGGAACGUCAGUUCUUGGAUAGAGGAUGGAUGUCACGUCAGCCAAACCAACACCGAACACACUGUGUCCACUUGUCUACCUUUGCUCUCAUCAUGCAGACAGAGAUACCAAUUUCAGAUCGAUACAAGAUUUCUAAGGUGUUGCUUUGUGUGGAUGUCCAUCGAGGCCCUGCUGCUCUUCUCCUCCGUCAGGAAGCUCAGACAGGUCAAGCCCAAUGACCGUGCGGGGCCACACUGGGGUUACAAGCUCCUGAUUGGCUACGGAGUUCCACUGGUCAUUGUGGCCGUGUCUGCUGGGGUGAUGCCUGAUGGAUAUGGAAGUCAGCAGUGCUGGCUCAAGACCGACUAUGGGUUUAUCUGGAGUUUCCUUGGUCCUGUUUGCCUCAUUCUUGCGGGCAACAUCAUACUCUUUAUCGCCAUCAUAGUCACUCUGCAGUCCACUCUAAAAGAGGCACACAGUGACGUGUCUAAGGUGAAAUACACCAGUGAUGACACCAAGGUGCUAUCCACCAGCCUGACUCACAAGGAAUACGCCUCCUGGAUUCCCCUCGCCUGUUCCAGCGUCCACCUGGUCCGACCCCACGAGUCACCUCCGGAUUUGGAUCUACUAUGUUCUGUGAACCUAAGAUGUGCUCUGCCCUUCGCUUUUUUAUUAGUGUCUCCAGCCUUGGCAAACAUUAGGCUCAUAAAUGGGAUGCAUCGUUGUGCUGGAAUAGUUGAGGUUCUUCAUGACGGUCAGUGGGGUACCAUAUGUGGUGGCAAAGCCUGGAAGACCGACAGUGCUGAGGUGGUUUGCAAAGAGCUUGGAUGUGGGAGACUCCGUUGGACCGAAAAACAUGAUCGAAAAACCUCUCAGCCGAUUUGGCUUGACAAUGUUGACUGUGAUGGAAAGGAGUCCUCAGUGAAGAACUGCGGCCACUGGCCUUGGGGUAACCACCGUGCAUCUAUCUGUGAACGCUCCAACGCGGGCGUUGUCUGCUUAAACACCUCUAAUUCAGCUGAUAUGAGGCUGAUAAACGGGUCUGACCGCUGUGCUGGCCGAGUGGAGGUUUAUCGUGAUGGACAGUGGGGCCCUGUGUGUGAUCAUCACUGGAAUAUGACUGAUGCUGAAGCGGUUUGCCAGAAGCUGGGCUGUGGCUAUGCCCUUGAGGUGGUCAACUCAGUCCGGAGAGGGAGGAUUUAUGAUUGUGGACUUGGUGAAGGUGCUGCUGAGGUUGUCUGUUCAGCCGUCAGGCUGGUGAAUGGGCCUAAUCGAUGCGCUGGCAGAGUGGAGGUUUUCCACAACAGAGAAUGGGGAACCGUGUGUCAUGACUUCUGGGACAUGACGGACGCUAAAGUGGUCUGUAAAGAGCUGGGCUGUGGGGAGGCCAUUGAAGCACCAAAGGAUGCUCAUUUUGGAGAGGGAUCAGGGCAGAUCUGGCUGGAUGACAUGUUAUGCACUGGAAAUGAGUCGACUCUGAUGAGCUGUGGUCACUUACGUCUGGGAACCCAUAACUGUGGACAUCACCGAGACGCUGGGGCUGUCUGUUCGGGGUUGAUUACUACCAUGGUAGAAUGCAAGGAUGUGAAGUGUAAGCUCCGUUUUCUGGGUGAACUGAAAAAGAACACAUUAGUGCUACCUGAGAGGGUAUUGACCAAAGCACUGGAUUAUUUACUGGACAUUAACCAACCGAAUCUGACAUCAUUCGGAGGAGCUGUGGUUCAAUCUGCUGAGUGGCUGGCAUCUAGACUGAUGCAACCGGGUCUCACCAACAAAACAAUUACAACAAAUAACACAGAGUUACAGAUUGUGAGUGUUGGAACAAAUGCCUCUCUAACUGCACACACUCAGCUGAUGUCUUCUGACGUUCUUCUGGACAUUGACCUCCUGGGAAUCGCCCAGAAUAACAAUGGUUCAGCAUCUGUGGUAUUGAUGUCCUACAAAAAUAUGCAGGAUGUCCUUCACGCCAGCCUCUUCAAAACAGAAAAUGACACAACUAAGACCAUGUUGUCAAAAGUGGUGUCAGUCAUUUUACCGAAAACCCAGAACAAGACACUGCCAAGUCCAAUCAACAUCACCUUCCAACACAUCAAAGGGCCCUCAGAUCUAAUUGGGGAGGUCUCUUGUGUGUACUGGAACAUUAGUUCAUGGAUAGAGGAUGGAUGUCACGUCAGCCAAACCAACACCGAACACACUGUGUGCACCUGUGUCCACCUGUCUACCUUUGCUCUCAUCAUGCAGACAGAGAUUUCCAAGAGCGAUCUAACCUUGGAGUUGCUGCAUACCAUCUUGGUGUCGAUUGGGUUGGUGUUCCUGACCGUGGCUGUGGUGACCUUUGCCAUCUGCCGGUUUAACCCCAGAGUGACCAACGCCGCUCGUCUCAACCUCUGCAUCUGCCUGCUGCUAGCUCAUCUCCUGUUUCUGCGCACCCAGAACUACCUGCACCUCAUUAAACCUCACCAGGUGCUGUGUAAGGUCCUCUCAGGUGUGCUGCACUUCCUCUACCUGUGUUGCUUUGUGUGGAUGUCCAUGGAGGCCCUGCUGCUCUUCUCCUCCGUCAGGAAGCUCAGACAGGUCAAACCCAACGACCGCGCAGGGCCACACUGGGGUUACAAGCUCCUGAUUGGCUACGGAGUUCCACUGGUCAUUGUGGCCGUGUCUGCUGGGGUGAUGCCUGAUGGAUAUGGAAGUCAGCAGUGCUGGCUCAAGACCGACUAUGGGUUUAUCUGGAGUUUCCUUGGUCCUGUUUGCCUCAUUCUUGCGGGUAACAUCAUACUCUUUAUCACCAUCAUAGUCACUCUGCAGUCCACACUAAAAGAGGCACGCAGUGAUGUGUCUAAGGUGAAAUACACAAGAGUCCUACUGUUCAAAAUCAUGGCCCAGUUUGUCAUCCUGGGUUGCCCAUGGAUCCUUGGCAUGUUUACAGCAAAGAGCAAAGUCCUUGAAUUUAUCUUCAUAAUUCUCACCUCACAACAAGGCACUUUCAUCUUUCUUGUUCACUGUCUCCUGAAUGAUGAGGUGCGGCGUCAGUACAAAAAAUGGUGGCAGGAAUUCAGUCCACCUGAGAAAGAUCUGUCUACCACUGCUACCACAUUGGCCUUAAAUGACUACGUCACAACAGGAACUCAUUAAGAAUGACCACCAAAGAUUUAAGGGAACCCAAUGGAUUCACUUGACAACCAAUUAAAUUCUGUGUGAUUCUCUAUGGGCUUUGCAAUCAACCAUGCAGUACUCAGCAUCCCAUUUUGUGAUACAGAAACGAUUAAUACGAUUCAUACUUUGCUUACACAACAGCCGUAAAAUCCAUCUAUAGGCUACCAGAUCUGAAAGACCUGUCUUUAACCUUCUCAGUAAACCUGCUACGUUAUCAUGUCCAUAUUCAUUUAUCAAGAUCCUGGUUCCUGCUUUAAAUGUAGGCCUAUAUGGGAUUGUUUAUCUGUUUGAAUUUCAAAAUCGACUAAAAUGUGUAGUAGGCUAUAAAUAGGCUAUGUAUAGGCCUAGCUUAGUUUUUUUUUUAAAUGCUAUUAUUAUUGUUGUU